Penicillium cosmopolitanum is the source of this 858-nucleotide messenger RNA. RefSeq lists its product as uncharacterized. Lineage: Eukaryota; Fungi; Ascomycota; Eurotiomycetes; Eurotiales; Aspergillaceae. The transcript has a single exon. Bases 1 to 858 code for a protein of 285 amino acids. The record is from RefSeq and is a predicted model, not a curated record.
AUGCUAUCUCUUGGUCGUGACACGAUUCUUGAGUGGGAUCUUACUGAACAGGUUUUAUAUGAGUGUGGAGGGAGCUCCGUAUUUCCGAGCUUACGGUAUCUUCACGUUUGGGCUGAAGAAAGAGCUUUGCAGGCCUUAAUUCCCUUGCUCAAAAACCUCCAAGGAGUACAUCUGCAAUCGACUAAUAGCCCUACUGGUAUUGAUGAUGUUGCUGUUAGUUCUGUCCUCAGCCUAUUAUCCCUAUGCCGGCGUCUUGAGGAUAUAUAUUUCGACACUGAUAGGGAAACAACCAUCUUAUCCAAGUCAUUUCGUGAUAUAGCAUCUGGCUGCCCCUUCCUUCGAAGACUUGAAAUUGGGGAAGAUUGCGAGUCGUGUGCUGGAUUCAACGACGAACUGAUAGCAGCAAUUGCACCACAAUGGAACUCGCUGGUUGUGCUUUGCUUGCCGUUUGUCAGCGAAUUGUCUCCCAGCUCUCUAGCCUGCCUAUCUCGCCACUGCCCUCGCCUCCAAGAACUUCGAAUUAUAUACGGUUUCGAAUUCAUUGAUGAGCCGGACCCCUCUAGCGGCUUAGUGCAUUUUCCUCAUCUAGAAAUCCUUCACAUCGGUUCGCCACCGCCUGGAAACAUUUGCCAAAGAGAUCCCACAACUGCUGCCAAUGCAAUGGUUCAACUCAUCGAUCGUCGGUACCCUGCUCUGAAAAGAUUCAUCUGCGAGGAUUUGCAUUUGCAUCCGGCUUGUCACAUAUUCUACCGUGUCAUCGACCAGCAUUUGGCCACUACUCGACCUCCUUUCCACCUUUAUUGGGAAUAUCCCGGAUCAAUUAUAACGAAGUUGGGUUCAGAGAUUGUUGGACAUUAA